UUCUAGUCUACUAGUAACCAGUCAACUCACCUCAAAGCACUCAUGAACAAGGCAGUUGACAUCAAUCCUGUAUAUCUUGUCUAGCAAUUUCCAAAUCGAGAACGGUGAGGGGGACAGACAUCGCUUUACGCAAGCGAACACCAGCCACCCGAACGAAAGUCACUACUUUAUAUAGCGAUGCCCAGCCAAACUUGAUAUCCUCGAACCUCCACGACCGACGUCAAGAUACACGUACCCGGUGCCACCAAUUGGGGCCUCUGACGACUCCAACGUACCAACCCCGCCGAUAUCAUCCGUCACCCGUUAUCGAUCGGAUCCCCCAGCAGAACCAACAUGGAUGCUCCAGUCGAUCUGUCCCGUGGUUGGCCCAACCCCGCCUUACUGCCCACGGCUGCCUUGGCUGAGGCCUCCGCCACGGUCAUGGCCAACCCGGCCAUCUGGACGCCCGCCUUGCUGUAUGGCCCGGAUGAAGGCUACCAGCCAUUGAGGGAACAUGUAGCCCGCUGGCUAACGGCCUUUUACCAGCCAAACGACCCCGUCACUGCGGACCGCAUUUGCAUCACGGGUGGCGCCAGCCAGAACCUAGCAUGUAUCCUGCAGGUCUUCACCGAUCCUCUCUACACCCGCAAUGUCUGGAUGGUCGCCCCCACCUAUCACCUGGCUUGCCGCAUCUUCGACGAUUCGGGCUUCGCCGGCCGUCUGAGAGCUGUCCCGCAGGAUGAUGCGGGGUUAGAUCUGGCCUAUCUCCGGCAAGGGUUGAUGACCGCCGAGGAACAAGCGACAAGGGAAUACAACACCGCACCGAAACACAAACCGUCCAGGCCGUGGGGGAAGGUCUACAAGCAUGUCAUCUACGCGACGCCCACCUUUUCCAACCCGUCCACCCUCACCAUGUCCCUCUCUGAUCGAGAGCAGCUGGUCCGUCUUGCACGCGAGUUCGACGCCCUGAUCAUUACGGACGAUGUGUAUGACCUCCUGCAGUGGUCACCCGACCCAACAGUGCCGCUCUCCCAGCCUGACCAGGCACAUCUUCCCCGCGUCGUGGAUGUGGAUCGGUAUUUGGACGGAGGACCUCUAGAUGGCUGGGGGAACGCGGUGAGUAACGGAAGUUUCAGCAAGCUGAUUGGACCCGGUAUUCGAACCGGAUGGGCGGAAGCCAGUGAAAAAGUAGCGUACGGUCUGUCACAGACAGGCUCAAGUCGAUCUGGAGGAGCCCCGUCUCAGUUGUCGGCUGCCGUGGUCGCCCAGUUGUUCCCCACCGGCGUCAUCCAGGAGUUUGUGGAUAAAGUUUUGCGACCAGCGUACGCUCGUCGAUAUCAACGCAUGAUGACGGCCAUUCGCGAACAUCUUGUUCCUCUUGGCGUGUCGCUGCGUCCAGCCCCGGACGUUGCAGGAGGGUAUUUUAUCUGGAUUCGGCUACCAACCCCACUGCGAGCGAGCGAGCUUGCACUCAUCGCGCUGCAGGAGCAGAAACUGACGGUGGCGGCCGGGGAUGUCUUCCGGGUGCAAGGAGACCCGGUGGUGGAGAAGAAUGAAUUCGACGACGGGGUGCGCCUUUGUUUCGCGUGGGAGGGAGAAGACCAGCUAGAAGAGGGAGUGAGGCGGCUUGCCUCCGUCAUUCGAAAGGCUCUGGCAUAAACCUAGCGAUAUUGAUGCGAGGGCGAGAGCAAGUGACGACAUCACCCGAUCGCGAUCAUGAACAAACAGGCGGACCGGUCCGUUUGGGAUGUCGGACCUGACGAACCCAGCAGGGUCUAAUGCAGCAAUGCAAGAGAUGCCACAGCAAUAUGGUUUUCCAAGGUCGGUCUGUGAAGUCCUCUGUCGCCGGAGCUCACCGCACCUUAGGGUGGUGUCAACUGACGAGGCAGAGGCGACGGGCGGCCAGUAAGCGCCGACGCGGGGGACGCAGAUGACCUGGGUGGACAUCUGCACGGCACCUGCAGCCAACUUGCAUAUAUACUACGGAGUAGUCGCCGUGAAAUGUUAGGCAAUUAGGCCAAGUGUGCGAUGUGAUAAUCCUGACCAGGGGCCCCGAACAAACUUAGUCCGCUAGGAGGAAUGGACGCGUCAAAUAGCUCUGCGGACAGGGAUGCCAACACCCCGUCCUCAGGAGGCGAGCGCAGAG
Messenger RNA from Aspergillus heteromorphus CBS 117.55, 2125 nucleotides. Its product is annotated as aminotransferase-like domain-containing protein. Gene Ontology annotation, molecular function: L-2-aminoadipate:2-oxoglutarate transaminase activity; pyridoxal phosphate binding. Bases 334 to 1638 code for a protein of 434 amino acids. Gene Ontology annotation, biological process: biosynthetic process. NCBI's taxonomy places the organism in Eukaryota, Fungi, Ascomycota, Eurotiomycetes, Eurotiales, Aspergillaceae. The record is from RefSeq and is a predicted model, not a curated record. The transcript is spliced from 3 exons.